AUGGAAAUAUCAAAAAUGAACCUUAAAGAAAAAAGAAAUUUAUGGAAAUAUGUUGAUCAUAAUGAAUAUCAGAAACAUGUAACAAUUUCUACUAUUGGUUCAAAUAUUGAAUCAGCAGAAGAGGUAGAUGAUAAAAUAAUUUAUAUGAAAGAUUUAGAAAAAAGAAAACAAGUAUAUGGAAUAUGUGGAGAAUGUAAUGAACCUGGCACAGGAGAAGUAUGGUGUCAACCUUGUAAUGCUAAAAGAUUUAAGAAUAACUUUAAAAAUUGGACUAGUGGAAAUAAAGAUAUUGAUGAAUUUAUUCAACAAUUACAACUUAAUGCUGUACAUUAUAGAAAUUAUAUUGAAUGGAUACCUUUUGAAAAGUUUAAAGAUAUUACUUAUAUUACCAGAGGUGGAUUUGGUAAAAUUUAUUCAGCUGAAUGGCCUGAAGGAUGUAUUUUUACUUGGGAUAUUGUAAAUCAAAAAUGGAAAAGAUACUAUAACAUAAAAGUUGCAUUAAAAAGCUUGGAUAAUUCAUCUUGUAUAAGCACAGAAUUUUUAAAUGAGAUUAAAACUCAUCUUCAGAUUUAUCUUUGGGACAUUAUUCAAUGUUAUGGAAUAACCCAAGAUCCAAAUACUAAGGAUUAUAUAAUGGUUUUAGCAUAUUGUGAAAAUGGAAAUUUGAGAAAUUACUAUAUGAAUAAUGAAUCAAAUUAUUUUACAAAAAUUGAAGUAUUAAGGCGAAUUGCAAGUGGGCUUUUAGAUAUUCAUAAUUCUGGAAAGGUUCACAAAGACUUUCACUCAGGUAAUAUACUAUACAAUUUUCAUACUCCAUAUAUAAGUGAUUUAGGAAUGUGUCAACCAGCGUAUAAUGAACAAUCAGUAAAAAAGAACGGAAUUUAUGGAGUAUUACCUUAUAUGGCACCAGAAGUUUUACGAGGAUAUCAAUAUACAAAAGCAUCUGAUAUUUAUUCAUUUGGAGUAAUGAUGAAUGAAUAUAUAUCUGAAGAAACACCUUAUAACAAUAUUCCACAUAAUCAUGCUUUAGCCAUUAACAUAUGUAAAGGAUUUAGACCAAUUAUUUUUGAAUAUACACCAAAAUUACUUGCAGAUUUGAUUACUAAGUGUUGGGAUGCUAAAGCAGAAAAUAGACCGACUGCUAAAGAAUUGUAUCAAAAACUUAAGAAAAUUAAAUAUUAUGGUUAUGAUAGUGAUAAUGAAUCUCAAAUAAAUGAGUAUAAUGAUAAAAUCAAAUUAAACCGAACAAGUGAAAAAAGAUCUAACAACAUUAAAACACAUCCACAAGCAAUAUAUACUAGUAGACUUUUAAAUUUCAAAAAUCUUCCGGAACCAGUAAAUUCAGAUUCAGAAUGUUUUGAUUGUCAAUUAGACGAAUCAGAUUUUAAUGAAAUUAAUCAAAACGAAGAAAUUAAUAUUGAAUGA
This is a messenger RNA of Rhizophagus irregularis DAOM 181602=DAOM 197198, 1425 nucleotides long. The record is from RefSeq and is a predicted model, not a curated record. Lineage: Eukaryota; Fungi; Glomeromycota; Glomeromycetes; Glomerales; Glomeraceae.